Lolium perenne is the source of this 793-nucleotide messenger RNA. RefSeq lists its product as uncharacterized. The record is from RefSeq and is a predicted model, not a curated record. Lineage: Eukaryota; Viridiplantae; Streptophyta; Magnoliopsida; Poales; Poaceae.
UACCCUUCCUUCUUCUUCUCAUAGACCAGCAACGCACAAGAAAAUCAAGAUCCAGCAGAUAGCUAAGACAAGCAAACCAUCCAUGGGGUUGGGGAUGAAGCGCGCCAGGGAGGAGCAGCCGGUGUCGUUGGCACUGUCCCUUACCACGGACUCGACAUCUUCCACGACGUCGGCGGAUUCGUCCGGCGCGACGCCCAUGACGGCCAGGAAGAGGCCGCGGAGGGGGAGGAUGAUCGCAACUUCAGGCGAGGGUGAGUUCGUGUGCAAGACGUGCGGCCGAGCCUUCGCGACAUUCCAGGCGCUCGGCGGGCACCGGACCAGCCACCUCCGCGGCCGCCACGGGCUUGAGCUCGGCGUCGGCGUCGCAAAAGCCAUUAAAGAUCGGAAGCGGGGCGAGGAGAAGCAGCCGCACGAGUGCCAAAUCUGCGGGCUCGGCUUUGAGAUGGGCCAGGCACUGGGCGGCCACAUGAGGCGGCACCGCGAGGAAAUGGCGCUCUCCGGUGGCGGCGACGGUCGGUGGCUCAUCGCGCAGCUGGAUCAGGAGGUGGUGCGGCACGGUGCCGACAGGCCGCCAGUUUUACUCGAGCUAUUCGUCUAGCUAGCACUAGCUGGAUCUUCUGACCGUUUCUUUAGUUGAGGACCUGUAAAUGAUUUUAGAAUGAGAUAUGUUUAUUGUUCGAUCUAGCCGAUUAGCGUUUCAGUUCGGUAAUCGGUGUCAGUUUUUGAAUCAUCUGGGGAUUCAUUCAUCUCAUGUACGGAGUAUAUAACACUAGCAGAAAAUUAUUUUGUUCAA